UAUCAAUUUAUUUUUUUCAGUUAAAAUGUCCGAUCCCGCAGAAAAUAUUAUUCCAUGAUCAAGUUCAAGUAGAUGAGCCAAGUUUAUAAAGAAUGAACCUGACGGAAAACAAUACAACAAAGAAUCAGCUUCUCUAUGCUGGUUUCAACCAAGAUCAAGGUUGUUUUUGCGCCGGAACCAAAACUGGAUUCAAGAUCUUUAACUCCGACCCCCUGAGGGAGAAGGAAUCAGAGGACUGGGGUAGCUCCGGAGCCGGAGGGAUCAGGUUCCUCGAGAUGCUGUUCCGGUGCAACUACGUGGCUCUGGUUGGGAACGGAGACGGUCCAGAGUUUGCUCCGAAUAAGGUUUAUAUCUGGGAUGAUUUAAAGAAGAAAACUGUGAUUGAAAUGGAGUUUUCCAGUGAUGUGAAGUGUGUGAGAUUACGACGAGACAGGAUAGUUGUUGUGUUGGAACAACUUAUUAAAGUGUUUACAUUUACAUCAUCUCCUACACAGCUUCAUGUUUUUGAUACAAGUUUGAAUCCGAAAGGAUUAUGUUCUCUAAGUCCAAGUUCCUCCAACAGUCUACUCGCUUUCCCUGGGUUGAAGCCAGGUCAGGUUCAGCUGGUAGAUCUAGCAGUUACAGAGAAAUCACCGUUAACAAUAACAGCACAUGGUUCAGCUCUGGUAGCUAUCACUUUAAAUAUCCAAGGCACAAAGAUAGCAACAGCAAGUUGUAAAGGAACCUUGAUCCGUGUAUUCGAUGUCCUGAACGGAUCCUUGUUGUGUGAGCUGAGACGAGGAUCGAACCCUGCCACCAUCUACUGCAUCAACUUCAACUCUGACUCCAGCCUGCUAUGUGUCUCCAGCGACCACGGAACUAUCCAUAUAUUCUCCCUGGAGGAGAAGAAUAAAAACAAACAGUCGAGUUUAGCCGCAGCAUCUUUCCUUCCUAAAUACUUCUCCUCAAUGUGGAGUUUCUCAAGAAUUGAGGUUCCCGGAGGUGCCAGAUGCAUCUGUGCUUUCACCCAGGACAGCAGUAUCGUAGCUGUCUGCUCGGAUGGGAGCUACAACAAGUUCGUCCUGGACGACAAGAAGAAUUUCGUCCGAGAUAAAUGUGAACUUUUUCUAGAACUCAAGAGCAGAUGAGAGAUGAUCAUAAAUAUGAUCCUCAUGGUGUCCCAAUAAGUAGAACAAGAAGUACAACUUCGACCAUAUUCACAAUUUAUACUAUUUACUGGGACACUCUAUGAUUUCAUUUAAUAUCGACGAUGUUUAGUGUUUACAAGUAUUCUGUGAUAUUGAGAUGAUCUAAUAAUUAUUAUUUCUUUCUAAUA
Eurytemora carolleeae is the source of this 1315-nucleotide messenger RNA. RefSeq names its product WD repeat domain phosphoinositide-interacting protein 3. Gene Ontology annotation, molecular function: protein binding; phosphatidylinositol-3-phosphate binding; phosphatidylinositol-3,5-bisphosphate binding. Gene Ontology annotation, biological process: autophagy of mitochondrion; protein lipidation; nucleophagy. The transcript has 5 exons. The coding region runs from base 93 to 1127 and encodes 344 amino acids. Lineage: Eukaryota; Metazoa; Arthropoda; Copepoda; Calanoida; Temoridae. The record is from RefSeq and is a predicted model, not a curated record. Gene Ontology annotation, cellular component: extrinsic component of membrane; cytosol; phagophore assembly site membrane.